GUAUAUAGUCUGAAAGCAUGUUGUUUUCUGUCGCGUUACGCCAUUUGUAAGUUCAAACAGAAUUAGCCGCAGAAGCAGUCGCUGUUACUGUCGGCCGAACGUCGCACCCAAACCCAAACAAAGUGAAAACUGAUUUACUCCGCUUCACAAUGACACCAUUCGAUGAUUUUGUUUAUUUAAUUAAUCAUGUGCUACUAGGCGAAGAGCCGACCAUUGAGGACUUCAUAUUGCUUGUGGGUACAUUAGUAGCAUUCAUAGCUUUCAUACUCUGGUGCUGCUUUCCCAUUCAGCCAAAGGAGCCGGGACCUCAUCGCCAGUUCACAUGCAAAAUCAUACAGAAUCCAAUAAAAGCUUUUGAUGCGGCCACCAGCACCGACGACAACAAUGCUGCCAAUGCAGCACCAUUCCCUUCACCGUAUAGCACUGGAGCCAAAAGCGGCCUCGGUGCAAAAGGCAAUACCGGCGCCGAUGCCGGCCUGACCAGCAGCAUGUACAACGGAAGCAACGGCAGCUAUAGCAAGAACGGCACUGUAGCCAUGCACAAUUAUUACGUUAAAAACGGACACCAUUGCUGCACCUAGUGGCCAGCCUAAAGUUGGCAUUCACGAUUUCGCAGACCUGAGGCUGGGAGAUGCUGCUUAUUAGCUUAGCGUUCUGUUACCUAAUCAGUUCUUUGUAUGCACAAUGAUCAGUGCAUCACCGUCGUCGUUAUAGGAAUAAUGCCUGUGAAUAUUGAUUGUAAUUUGUGCCAAUUGGUUCGACAGGUUGUUAGGAAGCAGCUUUAAGCUGCCGGUUCGCAUUCGCAAGCACAUUUGAAUUGUAAUUGCUCAGACUGAUUUGUUUAAAAAAACAGGACAAGACAAGGAAAGGCAGACGGCAUGCAAACCACCUUGCAUGCCCUGCCUAUGGUAGGGAAGAUUGGCAAAUGUUACAUAUGUGGCAAGUUUCUAAAACUUCCUUGAUAUCUAUAUAUAUAUAUAUGUGUAUAUGUGUAUAUGUGUAUAUGUACAUGUGUUGCAUUUGUGGAAAUACCAAAUUAAUAUACAUAUGUGUGUAUAUGAAAUCCAAGUAUCUAGUUCUAAGUAUUUGUGUAUUAUACAACAAACAAGCAUAUAUUGUGACCACGUUCGCUUAGCCCAACCCCAAAUCUCCAAGACAUUUGCCAACCCAAAGUGGAAAGCAACAAAAUUCUUAAAAUAAAUUACCAUUUUGUUUCGCUGAAGGAAGAACACAGAAGCCCCUUCUAGCGGGAAACACCUAUAUAAAUAAAUAUAUAAAUAUCUUUAAGAUGGAUUAUAUGAACACCACACCCGGAAACCUUACAAAAUAUCUAGCAUUAAAUAUUUCCCCGAAAUCGCGUUUAUUUCCUCUGUAUUUCCAUGUAUAUAUGUACAUGCAUUCGAAUUCGUAUUUGUGUUUAUGUACACAUAAGUAUGGCCUAUCUUUGUAAACCGCAAAAUAUUUGAUCUCAUUUAUAUACUUAUUUAUUUGUGAUUUGUGAUGUAACUGUUAGAAAAUUCCAACGCCCCUCUACCACGAGGGGGGGCUGUAAAUCCCUAGAUCCCUCUAACAAGAAACGAAUACGAAAACCUA
Drosophila persimilis is the source of this 1593-nucleotide messenger RNA. RefSeq lists its product as uncharacterized. Bases 150 to 581 code for a protein of 143 amino acids. Lineage: Eukaryota; Metazoa; Arthropoda; Insecta; Diptera; Drosophilidae. The record is from RefSeq and is a predicted model, not a curated record. The transcript has 3 exons.